AUGUCAUCAGAAAUCCUCGCAGCGCUCUUCGAAGAACUUCAUCACCCAGACACACGCGAUCGUAGUGCAAGGAUCCAAAAUCUAUGCGAAGUUUACUGGGAUAUCCUAAGCAAUGACACCUCCAUCGCACAGUUACACCUCAACGAAUUCACCCUCCUGCUGCGCGAAGACGAAAACCUUGCGCUCGCACAGCUCGUUAUACCCGAACUUCGAUACAGCGCACCUACUGCGAAGGAAGAAACAAAGCGCCAUAUCCAACACCUCUUCCAAUCCGUGUCAAGCCUAAGCCCGAACACCACACAGACGAAGUAUGCAGAGGUACACCAGUUGUUUGAGAGUGAGAAGGAUAUCAUUCAGGAGAUGGAUCUAUACCGAGCUGCUCUGCUGCUCUUCAACCGCGGCGAGAUUAGCGAAGCCAGAAAGACACGCUUGCGAGAGUGGUUACAGAACGCGCCCAAGUAA
Molecule: messenger RNA, 462 nt
Organism: Alternaria ventricosa
Lineage: Eukaryota; Fungi; Ascomycota; Dothideomycetes; Pleosporales; Pleosporaceae
Exons: 1
Coding region: 1-462 (153 amino acids)
Source: RefSeq, a predicted model, not a curated record